AUGUACGUACAGCGGAACCGCUCCCUCUCCAUCCGCUCGCGCAGAGACCCCCCGGCGAACCGGCACCGGUUCAGCAUCUCGACCUUCCGCGGGAUGCAGCAGCCGGAGCUCAGCCGCAAGAUGGGUAAGAUGAUCAAGAGCGAGAACUCGGCCAUCGGCGCCUACGAGGCCGCCGGCCGCGAGCGCUCCUCGAUCGCCGCCCAGCUCUCCGACUGGGGCGAGUCGACCGACGACGACACCGUCUCCGAUAUCUCCGACAAGCUGGGCGUCAUGCUGGCAGAGAUGGGCGAGCUGGAGGACGUCUUUGCGCAGAACCUCGAGGACUACCGCGGCGUGCUGAAGCAGAUCCGUAAUAUGGAGAGCUCUGUGCAGCCGUCGCGCGAGCAGCGCCAGAAGGUCACCGAUGAGAUCUCUAAGCUCAAGUACAAGGAUCCGACCAGUGCGCGGUUGGAGACGCUCGAGCAUGAGCUGGUCCGGGCGGAGGCGCAGAAUUUGGUUGCUGAAGCGCAGUUGUCGAAUAUCACGCGACAAAAGCUCAAGGAGGCCUUUGACAUCCACCUGGCAGCCGUGGUCGAGCGCUCAGAGAAGCAGACUAUCAUCGCGCGCCACGCCCGUCGCCUGCUCACCUUCAUCGAUGACAGCCCCGUGGUGCCAGGCGAUGCGCGCCCGGCGUAUGAUCACGAAACCGAGGCACGCCAGGUCCUCGAGGAUGCCGAGAAUGACCUCCGCGGGUGGGCGCCCAGCGUCGAGCCCAUCCCAACCUCAGCCGGCCAGGAGUCUCGAGUCAAUGGAGUUGAGCACGACUCGGACGGCCUGACUACCGGCUUGGGUUCCGCGACCGGUGCUGGAGUCAGCCAACCUAUGACCAACGGAGGCCCGUCGGCCAAAAAGCAGUUGGAGGAGCCUCAGUCCCAGUCCCAGACUGAGGCUGAGCCGAUCGCGUAUUAG
Messenger RNA from Penicillium alfredii, 948 nucleotides. RefSeq names its product Eisosome component PIL1/LSP1 family protein. Lineage: Eukaryota; Fungi; Ascomycota; Eurotiomycetes; Eurotiales; Aspergillaceae. The transcript has 3 exons. Gene Ontology annotation, molecular function: lipid binding. Bases 1 to 948 code for a protein of 315 amino acids. Gene Ontology annotation, biological process: eisosome assembly; negative regulation of protein kinase activity; endocytosis. Gene Ontology annotation, cellular component: eisosome filament; plasma membrane. The record is from RefSeq and is a predicted model, not a curated record.